AUUAAAUUGAUGUAAAAAACCUCAUGAAAAUGGUUAACAUUGAGAGAAUCUCUGAGUUUGAAACUUUAGAUAGCCAAUUAAAUUUCACAAAUUACAAGGAUUUGGAAGACUUUAAUAACAAACUUUCAGACGAACAUUAUUUUAAUAAAAUGAAAUUGUCAAUAAGUCUUUUGGGAGGAAGAGAUUUAAGUGAUUCAACAAGAAAGAUCGCAUCUCUAUUAAUAAGCCACGAGUUGAUAUUGAAAAUGAAUUGGACUGGGGUCAAUGAGAAGUUUAGCUUAGUAAAACUACAAAACAUAUUGAAACUGAUAUAUGUUUCAGUUCGAUGAAAUCCUAUUUGUACAAAUUCCACGAAUAAUGAGUUAAAUCACCAACUAAAAAAAUUGGAUAAAUAAUUCCCCAGAUCGAGAAGGAGGCAGGUCUGCCCGUAAUAAAAAAUAAUAUAUUUAUAUAUUGGUAUAGAGC
This is a messenger RNA of Psylliodes chrysocephalus, 465 nucleotides long. Lineage: Eukaryota; Metazoa; Arthropoda; Insecta; Coleoptera; Chrysomelidae. The record is from the annotation of a GenBank genome assembly.